AUGAACGGCGGGGAUUUCGCGCUCGGUUCGGAGGUUCGGCUGCAUCGUAUCGGGGGGAAGGCGCUGUUUGUUUGCCUGUUUCUAGCUUGCCUGCGAGUCUGUGAGUCAUUCAGCCCAAACAAACUGGAGGAGGAAGACUAUGAAGACGUCCCAAUAAAUAAAACCUGGGUUUUGUCACCCAAGGUCUACGAGAGCGAUGUCACCCUUAUCCUGAAUAAACUGCUCCUGGGCUACGACAACAAACUCCGGCCUGACAUUGGAGUGAGGCCAACUGUUAUCGAGACGGCAGUUUACGUCAACAGCAUAGGACCCGUCGACCCCAUCAAUAUGGAGUACACCAUUGACAUAUUCUUCGCCCAGACGUGGUACGACAGUCGUCUGAAGUUCAACAGUUCCAUGAAGCUCCUAAUGCUCAACAGCAACAUGGUGGGGAAAAUCUGGAUCCCAGACACCUUCUUCCGGAAUUCCCGGAAGUCCGAUGCCCACUGGAUCACCACGCCCAACCGGCUGUUGAGGCUUUGGAGCAACGGGCGGGUGAUGUACACACUGAGGUUGACAAUUAAUGCGGAGUGCUACCUUAAGCUGCAUAACUUUCCCAUGGACGAGCACUCCUGUCCCCUGGAGUUCUCCAGCUAUGGCUACCCCAAAAAUGAGAUUCAGUACCGCUGGCAGCGGAGGUCGGUGGAGGUGGCGGAUCAGCGGUACUGGAGACUGUACCAGUUUGCAUUCGUGGGGCUGCGGAACACUUCAGAUGUGGCCCAUACCCAAUCAGGAGAGUAUGUCAUCAUGACAAUCUUUUUUGACCUGAGUCGGCGGAUGGGCUACUUCACCAUCCAGACCUACAUCCCCUGCAGCAUGAUCGUGGUGCUGUCCUGGGUCUCCUUCUGGAUCAACAAAGAUGCCGUGCCGGCCAGGACGUCCUUGGGUAUCACCACGGUGCUCACCAUGACAACGCUCAGCACCAUCUCCCGGAAGUCCCUGCCCAAGGUGUCCUACGUGACGGCCAUGGACCUAUUUGUGUCCGUCUGCUUCAUCUUCACCUUCGCCGCCCUGAUGGAGUAUGGCACGCUACACUACUUCACCAGCAACCGGCAGGCUAAGAAGGCUAAAGCUACCAGCACACAGAGAUCGGCGGUGGUGAACAUCCGGCCGAGUGCGUCGCUGCUGCAGAUGAACAACAUCGCCCCCUACCAGGAGGACGACGACUACGCGUACGAGUGCCUGGAUGGGAAGGACUGUGCCAGCUUCUUCUGCUGCUUCGAAGACUGCCGCUCGGGCGCCUGGCGCGAGAACCGCAUGCAGGUGCGCGUCUCCAAGAUCGACUCCUACGCCCGGAUAUUCUUCCCCACUGCGUUCGGCCUCUUCAAUCUCGUCUACUGGGUGGGCUACCUCUACCUGUGA
Molecule: messenger RNA, 1401 nt
Organism: Conger conger (European conger)
Lineage: Eukaryota; Metazoa; Chordata; Actinopteri; Anguilliformes; Congridae
Gene: gabrg1
Product: gamma-aminobutyric acid type A receptor subunit gamma1
Exons: 9
Coding region: 1-1401 (466 amino acids)
Biological process (GO): chloride transport; synaptic transmission, GABAergic; gamma-aminobutyric acid signaling pathway
Cellular component (GO): neuron projection; synapse; postsynapse
Molecular function (GO): transmitter-gated monoatomic ion channel activity involved in regulation of postsynaptic membrane potential; GABA-gated chloride ion channel activity; inhibitory extracellular ligand-gated monoatomic ion channel activity
Source: RefSeq, a predicted model, not a curated record